AUGUCAAAUAUCGACCCAAGAAAUAUUAAAAGAGGAAGGUGUAUGACGGAAAAAUGCGAUUGCUGCGAGUAUCAAUGUGACCAGGAGACAAAAAUACCAGCUUGCUAUUAUUGCGGUUGUAUGCCGACGAAGCAUGCUCGAAUCGAAGAUGAAAGUGGGGAAUUCACAGCAGGAAAUGUAAGCGCAUCAAGUGUGAAUGACACAGCAGUGUGCGUAAAUGAGAAAGUUACCAUUGAAAGCAAUAGAGAAUCGCUAAAUUCAACACGAAAAAAGAGACCGAAAGAAUUUACAGCUGUAGCUAGUUCGAGUAAAACAACAGAUCAAUGCAGCAUGAAAGACUUGGUUCCCACUUCUUUUGCCAAGAACGUGCUUGAUGGACUGGCGAACAAUAAUUUAACAUCAGCACAAGAGUGUGUAAUAAUUCGUGCUGCUACAAACAACAUGGCAUCGAGAAAUCGAAUUUCGAAUAAUGAUAUUACUCAAAUGGCAUUUAAUCUUCUGGAAAAUUUUCCAGUGUUAGAUAAAUCAGUAAUGGGAACCAGCCAAGAAGAUAUUGAAACGAGAAUCAGAAGGUGCAUAAAAAGAAGGACAGAUGUUUUUUCUCUUCACGAAAAUCUGCCGAAGUUGGAGAAAAUGUAAAGGAGAGCUGUACGAAAAUGCAGAAAGAAAUGGAGAGGACUGAUCGAAAGCAAAAUAUAACCCUAUUAAAAAAGUAUCUUGAUUCGACAAGAGGUGAAAGGAAAAAAGAUACGAAUAAAA
Leptopilina heterotoma is the source of this 759-nucleotide messenger RNA. RefSeq lists its product as uncharacterized. The coding region runs from base 1 to 639 and encodes 212 amino acids. The transcript has 4 exons. Lineage: Eukaryota; Metazoa; Arthropoda; Insecta; Hymenoptera; Figitidae. The record is from RefSeq and is a predicted model, not a curated record.